Molecule: messenger RNA, 3906 nt
Organism: Fulvia fulva
Lineage: Eukaryota; Fungi; Ascomycota; Dothideomycetes; Mycosphaerellales; Mycosphaerellaceae
Exons: 1
Coding region: 1-3906 (1301 amino acids)
Biological process (GO): inositol phosphate biosynthetic process; phosphatidylinositol phosphate biosynthetic process
Cellular component (GO): cytoplasm; nucleus
Molecular function (GO): inositol hexakisphosphate kinase activity
Source: RefSeq, a predicted model, not a curated record
AUGGCGCCAGCUUCCGACGCGCACGAUCCCACAUCGAAUAGGGAGGUGAAGAAUGCGAGGCCCAAGCAGAUCCUGCCCAAGACGCACGAUGCUGCAGCGCAGACGCAUGGCACUCUUUACCACAGCAGCCAUCUCUGGGAAGCCCUGCAGACCCGACAGCCGUCGCCCAAACAACAUCUCCAACACAUAGCUGACUCUCCGCGACUCUCUAAGCUUUCGCGCACGAGUCCUGCCGCUGGCACUCGUAAAAGAAGUUACUGCACACCACCAUCCUCGUCCAACACCGCCGCAAACAACGCCUCUACCACUGGUCCUGCGCUGCAUGAUGCCGUCCGCCCGCAAUUGUCUGAGCGCGACAGCAUAUUUGCUACCCACUACACCGCGGAUCCCGUGACCACGCUCAACAUCCCCAAAAGAGCAGGCGCAAAGGCAGAGGGCAAGAGCAGACUGCACCACGACGGCAGCGACGAUCACGGCGACAACGAGAUGGCGGCGUCGCCGUUGCGCAGGACGACUAUGGAUCAUCCACCUGCCCACUACCACGAUGCCCACAGCCUGCCGGACUCUAUGACAUUGCUGUUCCACAACAACAACAACAACAACAACAACAACAACAACAACCACAACCACAACCACAACCACAACAACAACAACAACCACAACCACCACCAGCAACAUCGUCCCAGGCCCGACAGGACGAGCCAGUACCAACGGCGCUCCCUAUACGACCUCAACGACAUCAGCUCGCUUAUACAAACCCUACCGCACCCCGACGCCCAGUACCCCGAUUCUCCCUUGCAGCAGGACCCCCAGCCAGCGACACCAAGCCCUGGCGUCCAGGUCGUCGACUAUGCGCCGCAAGGUCUACGUGAAAGUGUGGAGAGGCAGUCGUACCGGUCAUGGAGGAAGGGUCAAGCUAAAAUGGAAGGGAAGUCGAUAGCAGAGUCGCAACGAUCUGCCAAUCGCAAGGGCAGUACAGAGGAAGACUUUGGCGUGGACAAGAUUAUUGAUGCACAAUUGCCGCAACCAGAGCCCUCAAUGACCGACAAGAGGUCUCGAAAGGCCAGUCACUAUCUCGGCCUGUUCAGGGAGAAUGAUGCAGAGGAGAAGAAGGAGCAUGAAAAGAAGAAGUCGGGGAGGAGCAAUACUGUCACGAAGAGCCAGCUUGCAAAGGAUAUACAAUCAUACACCCCCAGCGUUGCAGAGGAUAUCGAAGCCACCGAAGAUGGAGAUGAAGUCACCGUGUCGAGAGAGCACAUGUCGCAACAUCUACCAUUGGGACUUCUGGAAGAGAUCCGCAAUCACCAACAACUACAGCCAAUACCCGCCAACAAGAUCUCCUUACCAAAGAAUGUGACCGCCGACACUGAACGACGUCUGCACAAGGAGCUGCGACAAGCUGUCAAGUCUGAUGAAGAAGAAGACUCUGAUCAAGAACACAUUUCAUCAGCCACUUACUACCCUCAUCAAGGAGUCACUGUGGCUGACUCGCCAACUGGUGACAAUGCCGUCGAGCGCAAAGCAAAGGAGCAAGCCGAUGAACAGGCGAUACUGGCGGAGCUGGAGUCGAACGAUGUACAGGUCUCCUUGCAAUCAGAAGGUAAUCGGGACUUCCUUCAGGGCGCCACUCGUGUCCAGCCAACGACAGAGUUCAUGUCACUUCCACAGCCUGCCAUCACCGACGACUCCCGGGCAUCUGAUUCGGAGUACGAAUCAGAUGCUUAUGGGUAUGACUCCACCGCUUCUGGUGAAGACGAGGACGAUGAGGCGGAGACGACACCUACGGCCACUCCGAAGAUCAAGGCUAUAGACCGUCCCUCUGAGCGAAGACACUCACACCAAGCACCUGCUCCAGUCGGUGCUGUCGAGCUCAAGCCGUACAAGCAUCAAGUCGGAGGUCACUCGGCUGUCUAUCGCUUCUCACGGCGGGCUGUAUGCAAGCAGCUCAAUAGCAAGGAAAACAUGUUCUACGAGACUGUAGAAAAGCAUCACCCCGAUCUGCUUGGUUUCAUGCCUAGAUACAUUGGCGUGCUCAACGUGACAUAUCGUAAGGACAAACGUAGCAAGCCAGCUUCUGACGAGUCUAAGGCGCCUGGCGAGCCCGCUGUAUCCACAGAUAUGAGCAGGCAGGGAAGUGAACAGCCGUCCAAGACCGAUUCUGCAGACACCGGGCGCAUGAUCAGCAAGUCCAUGAAGACAGGUGGAAGCGUUCCCCAAGUCAUCUUCGAGAAUAACAGACAUCUGAUUCCAGAUAGCUUGUUCCGUAGAUCUCCACGCUCCUCGACACCUGACCUGCACCGAACAAAGUCAUCGCCACCCAAGAGCGGAACCCAAUCUGACGACGAGACGUCGAACGGCGGAGCUCACCGGCCGUCUUUGAAACCAGCGUCUAGCUGGGGUUUCACAUCCGUCAACGAGGGCCUUCGUGAUCACGUGCUGCGUGAGGUGUUUGCACCGCCUGUCAUCCACAAGCAUGAUAGGAAGGAUCGAUCUCAUCACUCGCGACGCCUUCGCAAGAUACCAACAUAUGUACAGAGUGAGCUUAGCAGCUCGCACCGCCAGAAUUCCGUGGAUGUGUCUACCCUCAAGGAUCUUCAUAGGACUGGCCGAAACAAGUCUGUCAGUGGCUUGCACAUGAGUCGGCUUGAGCACAUCAAAAGCGAGGCCGAUGAUGGCACUUCUUCUGAUAUUGAGCAGCGUCUGCGUGAGAGCCAGGCAAAUCUUAGUAGGAGUGCUGAAGCUUCAAAAGCAAAUUCUGCGUUGAAUGUGCCGCCGACUCGGCCGCAUCGCCGUCGAAGACAUUCUGGCGGUGGUCUCCAGCGAAAGCCAACCGAUAUCGAAGGCAGUAGAGGAGAUCUCGAAUUCCACGAACAUGAAGACGAAGCUUACACUGCAGACGCAGAAGAUGUCUUCUCGAUGGAUGAUGUCAAGAAGGAGCUCUCCCAGUGUAACAAGACGCAAAUUGGGCUUGAUGCAAUUGCGCGUGGAGAGCAGCUUCCGACGUCUGAUGCACACCCAGCGAACAAGCUUGCACCACGACUUGACCCUGCAAUCGACUUCGAUGGACCUGAGCCGCGCAACCCUGAGACAUCACUGGUGUUGCAGAACGAGCGCACAGAGAAGUUUCUACUGCUCGAAGACUUGACGGCAUCAAUGCAGAAGCCAUGCGUGCUGGAUCUGAAAAUGGGCACCCGACAAUACGGCGUGGAGGCAAACGAGAAGAAACAAGCCUCACAACGCAUGAAGUGCAAGACUACAACGUCGAGCAAGCUCGGCGUACGUGUGUGCGGUAUGCAAGUGUACAAUGUCCGAGAGCAAAAGUACAACUUCGAAGAUAAGUACACUGGCCGUGAUCUCACUGCCGGUGAAGCGUUCAAAGACGCGCUGCAGCGAUUCUUCUUCGACGGCAUCGGUCACGCUCAAGCACUCAAGCACAUCCCCACCGUUCUGGAGAAACUCAACGAGCUCGAAAAGAUCAUCCGCGACCUCCCAGGCUACCGCCUUUACGCCAGCAGCCUCCUCAUGAUCUACGACCGCGGCGAAGCCGACGAACAAGGUAAAGUCGAGCAGAAGAUGGACGAAGACGGCAAACCUGCACAGUACCCCGGUGUGAAGCUGAAGAUCGUCGACUUUGCCAACUGCGUUACUGCGGAAGACAUGGAGCGCAUUGUAGAGCGCAAACCUUGCCCGCCAUCACAUCCUGAUCAGGUGGACAAUGGGUAUCUGAGAGGUCUCAGGACGUUGAGGAUGUACUUCCAGAAGAUCUUUAAAGACUUGCACCAGCAGAAGUAUGUGGAAAGAGGUGAAGGGGAGGGGAUGGCGGUGGAUGAGAGGGGGGUUAGUAGUGGCACUACGCAUAAGGGGUGGAGGGAUGAUGCGAAUGAUGCUGGGGAGGUUAGUUCUUAG